CUCUGCUCUCGCCCUUGGUGUCCUCGUCCUCCUCUGUGGCCUCCGUCAAUCAAUCACUCAAUUCACUCGCUCUUUUCGUCCUCCACGCCCAACGACUGUCGCCAACUCGAUCGACCCGCGCUCCUCGCUCGCUCGUGCGCCUCUCAUCUUGUCUUGUCCUGCCCUUGUCCCGGCCCGACGACAACUUCUCCUUUUCCUCCGCCUCGCCCACAUUCCUUCUCGACACUCACGCACGCACGCACGCGCCCGGCUGCCCACAUCAGAGAACCCCCCCUUUCCUUCGUCCACCCGCCCGGCGCUCUGCCGUGUCACAGCCAUGGCUCCCAAGCAGCUCUCAAUCAAGCGCACAAUGCUGCUCUCCUGCAGCGCCCUCGUCCUCCUCGCGUCCCUCGCCGCCGCCCAGAACAACAACAACCCCAGCCCGACCAACGCCGCGCCCACAACCGGCAACACUGGCACGCCCUCAGGCUCGCCAACCGGCGGCGUCACCAACACAAACACCAACACCCGCACCACGAGCACCGCGCGCCCGACAGAGACUGUCCCCAACCUCAGCCAGGCCACACAGAUCUCCUCGAGCAAGACCAGCGCCGCCUCGUCCCCUUCUGCUCCCGCUGGCAACAACGGCGACCACCCCCCGCCGCUGCCUACCCUGCCAGGCUCGUACAACUACCCGCCGCCCGCCGUCCCCCCGACCAACAACGCCCCGUACAUGAAGCCCAACUCGGUCCCCGAGGGCACCUUCUUCAUUGCCGUCGGUGCCAUCCUCGGCGCUGUCGGUGCCGCCAUUCUUGUCUGGCGUGCCAUCAUUGCCUGCCUCCUCCACCGCUCUGUCAAGAAGGCCGCUCUCGCCCAGACGGCCAUCAACGACAAGGCCACCUUCCCAGCGCCGCCUGCGCCUUUCUACAAGUACACCGACCACGAGUCUUCACUGUCCCUCGGCCAGGCAGGUGCUGCAGGCCGUGGUGUCCGCCGCACCCAGCGUGGUCCUGUCCCGUCCUCGACUCCCAGCCAGGCCAACCUCUUCUUCUCCCCGACGGCCCCCGGAGCCAACAUGAACGGCAACCGCGAAUCCCGCUUCUUGCCUUCGGGCUUCUACGCUGCUGGUUCCGGUGCCCAGCAGAUCGGCACGCAAACUUCCAUCAGUCUCUCCAACUUGCGGCCCGAUUCUCGCGGCCACGCUCGUGCCGUUGGCCACAGCCCGCCUGAGUCCCCCGGUCUUAUGCCACACCAUGCCAACAACUCGAGAAGAAACCUCAGCACAAGUACUCUCAACCUGAACCGGCCAGUCAGCGGUCGUGCGCCUAGUGCCUACCUGGAGGAUCUGCUGGAUGACCAGCCAGAGCAGUUCCCUCCUCCCCACAUUGGCCAACAACAACCAGGCCGCCUACAGUAGAGGCCGAGACUCAAGUCAUAAUCAUGGUCUGGCAGCCAGGGGCGUCGACAUGAGUAUCAUAUCAUAUGCAUUUUAAUUUUCCACUACCAUUAUCGACAUGACGGUACAUUACCUCUUCUCAGUCACUCUUUUUUGGACGACGUGCCCUCGGCAUUCCGGUUACUGUGGUCAGGCAAGGUAACUUCGGACUUUACAGACAUCGCGAGCAAAAAGUAUGGUGGUUUUCGUGCAGAAGGGACGGCGUUCAAGGCGAAUCCAAAGGAGGGUUUUUUUUCUUUUUUCUUCCCCCUCCAGUGUGACAUCGGACAGCCCCUACAACGGAGGACAUCUGGCCCGGCUUUCCAGCUUUGCAUAUAUAAUUUCUUUUCAGCGGUAGACUCUCAAUUACACACCGACAAUUCUCUCUGGCAUAUAUACGUAUAUGUUUACCUACUAGUUUCGCAUGCACGAUUUGUGAGAACCACUGUGUAGACCGAUUCCGCCCUUCUUA
Microdochium trichocladiopsis is the source of this 1886-nucleotide messenger RNA. RefSeq lists its product as uncharacterized. Lineage: Eukaryota; Fungi; Ascomycota; Sordariomycetes; Xylariales; Microdochiaceae. Gene Ontology annotation, cellular component: fungal-type vacuole. The coding region runs from base 317 to 1396 and encodes 359 amino acids. The record is from RefSeq and is a predicted model, not a curated record. The transcript has a single exon.